CCCAAAGCAAUACAAACAGUGGAAACUAAUGUGGGCAUGGCUGGUGGUACCUAUUCAGGAGGUGAACCCCACCGCUCUGAAACUGUUCUAAUCAGUGUCAGCAGUACCAUGGGGUGCAUGGUUAUAAUUGGUGUGCUGGUGGCAGUGUGCAGAGCCUAUCAAUACACACAGAAGAAAAUAAAAAUGGAUAUACCACAGCAUACAGGGGUUUCAAAUAAUGAAGUUGCAGCAGAUUAUUCAAGUGGUGUUUAUAGUCUGACUAUGUUGAACAAUUCUUCUAGCAGAAAUUCAACAUCUGCCAGCAAAACAUGCAACGUAAUGAACCAGUUCCAGGAAACACCUUUGAAAGAUGGACAAAGCAGUGACAGUGGACAAUCUCUAGCACCUGAUCCCAGAGGAAUGGAGUUUAUCCCGCCAACACACCAACAUCUCAAAUUGCCAGAUGGUUACACAGUUUUUGCAGUGUUUACACCACCAGCUAGUGAUUACGUACCUUUUUGAAUACACAAAUGGCAACCAACAAGGAGGAAAAUUUAAUUACAAUUUUUGUUUGAAUUUAUGUUGAAAAUUUUUAUAAUCUUUAGAAUUGUAGUGGUAAUCAGUGCUGUGCUUAUAGUUUCCUGCUUUAUAAAGUAGUAAAAAUGGCUUUUGUACAAAAGAAAGUUAAACAAAAUGAUUAAAACAAAGAACUUGAAUGAACUAUACUUUCACGUAAAAUAAACUUAGGAAAUUGCCUUAGAUUGUAUGUUAUGAUCUGUAAACGUAAACAUGUGGGUUUAUCUUGCUUUCCAGUGUUGAGUGUUAAAAAGGAUAAAUGAUCUUCAAAAGCAAAAAAGUAUCAUAUCAAUUGUUG
Lingula anatina is the source of this 853-nucleotide messenger RNA. RefSeq lists its product as uncharacterized. The record is from RefSeq and is a predicted model, not a curated record. NCBI's taxonomy places the organism in Eukaryota, Metazoa, Brachiopoda, Lingulata, Lingulida, Lingulidae. Gene Ontology annotation, molecular function: protein binding.